Messenger RNA from Exophiala mesophila, 1501 nucleotides. RefSeq lists its product as hypothetical. The coding region runs from base 464 to 1297 and encodes 277 amino acids. Lineage: Eukaryota; Fungi; Ascomycota; Eurotiomycetes; Chaetothyriales; Herpotrichiellaceae. Gene Ontology annotation, biological process: fatty acid beta-oxidation. The transcript has 5 exons. The record is from RefSeq and is a predicted model, not a curated record. Gene Ontology annotation, cellular component: peroxisomal matrix.
GAUCAACUCAGUGUGACCGCUAACAGCAUUUACAGGCCAUAAUCCCUCCUAUUGACCAACACAAACAUACCGAAUCAUGGCCUAUUUUCUAUUGCCGGGGUUUGACCUGCAUAGGCCCGCCACGUCCGCUCGACAAAUCAUUCAUGUUCGAUGCAGCCGGCAAGUGGAUUCAAGCCGCGGCUCAGCCGAACAAUCGACAAAAAUCCGUGAUAGAUGCCGCAACAGAGUGUGGGGUUGUUGACUGGGACUCUGGCUUAUGCUGACAUCGACCGAGGCCUAAUAUGCAACCUUUCGGUAAGGGAAUGGAUGGGGUCAAGAUUGGUGGUUUUUGCUAGGUACUCACUUCUACUUGGUAUCUGCCUUCAAUGAUUUAUUCUUUUUGUGUUAUUUUUCUACGCCUCUAUUGUUGAAGACGAGAUCUAUUUACAUCCAUCUCCAGAGAUAACAUAGUCUGUGUAGCACAAUGUCGAGAAUCGGAUACCCUUACAAAGAUGCCCUCUUGGAGGUCAAGGGCAAGAUUGGUAUCAUCAAGCUCAACCGUCCUUCAUCCCUCAAUGCAUUUGGCGGCAAUUUGUUGGAAGAUCUCACCACCGCCUUCCGCGAAUUGAACGAGCACCCAGACACCGUCUUCACCGUCUUGACUGGCGAAGGUCGAUUCUUUUCUAGUGGUGCCGAUGUCAAAGCAAGUGGUGCAGACAGCAAUAAAACAUGGGCCAGUCCUGCUACGAAGAAAUUGGAUUCCUUCUCCAACUUUGCAAGAAUGAUCGAAGUCCUCCGCUCCAUGAUCGACCAUCGCAAAGUUCUCGUUCUAGCCAUGAACGGCCCCGCCGUCGGUGGUGGUGCAGCAUGGUUUCCCGGUGUCUCCGACAUUGUCCUCGCCGCGCCUAGUGCAUACUUCCAAGUCCCAUUCAGUGCACUUGGUCUGGUGCCCGAAUUCGGUUCCUCCACAAUCUUCAGCCAGUCCAUGGGUGUGCACCGGGCCAACGAAUUUCUCAUGUUCGGCCGUAAACUCACCGCCCAGGAAAUGUUGGACUUUGGCAUCGUCAACCAGAUCUUCCCUCAGGAGUCAUUCCAAGCCGAUGUCAUGAAAUAUCUCGAGGCACAGUUGGAAAUCAAUGACGGAAAGAGUAUGAUGGAGGCAAAGAGACUGCAGAAUCUACCUCUGCGAGAGUCCAGAAUCUAUGCUGUGUAUAAUGCGGCGGAUGCUUUGGCGGAGAGAUUCGUUGAAGAUGCUCCUAAGAAGAGAUUUGAGGAGAAGAAGAAGUUGCUUGAGGCGAGAUCAAAGUCAAAGUUGUAGCUUGUAAGUCGGUGUUUGGACACAUGUCUGGGACUUGAAUCUAGAGACUUGAUAAGCCUGAGACAAAUCAUCACCCCAAGGCACAGUGUUUAUGCUUGUUGAUACCAUGAACACAUUGAAAAUAUAUUCCACCACAAAGCAGACCCAAUACCAACAACGUACCAUUAUCCUAGACCACGUAGACUACAGACUUACGAAUUACAC